Molecule: messenger RNA, 674 nt
Organism: Phytomonas sp. Hart1
Lineage: Eukaryota; Euglenozoa; Kinetoplastea; Trypanosomatida; Trypanosomatidae
Source: the annotation of a GenBank genome assembly
UUUGGUCUGUGUUGCAUAAACUAAUAGAUUUUUUUUUUUGAAGGAUAUAGUAAUAUAUAAAAAAAGUAUGUCUCUUCCUGUUAAGCAAUCACUUAACAUAUUGGAAAAGAAGUUAGUUCGAGCAGCCCGAGGCUUCUACGAUUACAACUUUAGGCAAUAUUUUCUUCAAAAGUCCAAAGACUGUAUUGCCACUGCUAGAAAUCUUUCCAGUGAAGAACAAGAAAAGUACCUUAAAACUGAAGGGCGAGAAAUGCUUAAACAAAUGAAGCGGAUGGUUUUGGUGAACCGUAUGUAUGGUUCACAACCAGUUUUUUUAGACAGAAAAAAAGAUGAUUCUCCUAUAACUCCCGUGAAAAAGGAAUAAUAGUUUCACAUUUCUAGUGUGGAUAGGUUUUCUUUUGCUCGACUCUGAAUUUUUCACAUACCACUAGUGAUUACUUACCUUUGUGCCUUAUCAUACUUUAAUAUUUGAAGAAAACGUUACAAUAUUGUUUUCAGAAGCUGUCUUGCUUUAUAACUUGUGCAUUAAGUUAAUGGAUUUCUUUGUUCAUAAAUUAAAAACCUUAUAGCUCUGAUAUUAGUAUUUAUAUAUAAAUAAAAUAGCACAUAAAACGCAUCAAAUGUAUAAUCCAUAUUAAUAUAACUAUUUGUUUCUGCAAGCAUACCUUUUUUGU